Messenger RNA from Manis javanica (Malayan pangolin), 2989 nucleotides. RefSeq names its product iroquois homeobox 4 (gene IRX4). Gene Ontology annotation, cellular component: nucleus. Gene Ontology annotation, molecular function: DNA-binding transcription factor activity, RNA polymerase II-specific; RNA polymerase II cis-regulatory region sequence-specific DNA binding. Lineage: Eukaryota; Metazoa; Chordata; Mammalia; Pholidota; Manidae. Gene Ontology annotation, biological process: cell development; neuron differentiation; regulation of transcription by RNA polymerase II. The record is from RefSeq and is a predicted model, not a curated record.
ACUCCCCAUGCGCCCCGCGCGCUGGCCGGGUGGAAGGGAAAGUUGGCAAGUGCGCAGCGCCCGCGGGGGAAAGCGUUAAUGGGCGGCCGGGUGGGAGCAGCGCGCUGGCUGGCCCACGUCACGCCGGUGCGGGCUCGGCUGACGGCCGCGGCGCCUGGGGACGCCGGCGCGCUCCGCUCGCCAGGUGCUCCGCCUGGAAAUGUCUCCAUUAGUUGUCGCCUGCUUUCCGGUGGAGCGCGCGCGCCGAGCGGCGGCGCAGAGCCCUCACGGGCUGCCGGUAGCGUCCCGGCGCCGCCGCAGCGCCUAGGAGCCGGCGGCUCCCGAGCAGUGGCGGCGCCGCUCUGGGCCCCGCGCGCAGCACCCAGCCGGCCCCGCCCGCCGGCUCCGGGCCGCGCCCGCCAUGUCCUACCCGCAGUUUGGAUACCCGUAUUCGUCGGCACCCCAGGUGAGGGGCCCCCCUCGGGGCCGCGGGGGACGCCGCCGGACUCACCGGCGCGCGGGCUGCCGGCGACCCGGGGUGGCUUCCCGGCGGUCAGGGCCCGCGCCACGCGCCCCUCGCACGCAGCCCGGAGAGGGCAGGAGCCUGGGAAGGCCACCGGGGCGGGGCGGGACCCCCGUUCCCCUCUUUGCCUGCUCCUCGCCCCCGCCCGGGACUCCGAGGCCGCGCCGCGGGAGGGUCCAGGGCCCGGGAGGACCGUGGCCCCUGAGCGGCCUCUGGGCGGGGCGUGGACCCUCCGGGCCCGGGCCGGCGCGCCCUCUCGCGAGGCUCUUGGUGGGGAGGCGGCCCUGGGCCCCGGCCCCCCGCGCGGCUGCCCUCCUUCUCCGCGGUCUCCUCCUCAGUUCCUGAUGACCACCAACGCCCUGAGCACGUGCUGCGAGUCGGGGGGCCGCACGCUGGCUGACUCCGGGCCCGCUGCCUCGGCCCAGGCGCCCGUCUACUGCCCGGUCUACGAGAGCCGGCUGCUGGCCACCGCGCGCCACGAACUCAACUCGGCGGCGGCGCUGGGCGUCUACGGGGGCCCCUACGGCGGCUCGCAGGGCUAUGGCAACUAUGUGACCUACGGCUCCGAGGCGUCCGCCUUCUACUCGCUGAGCGGCUUCGACUCCAAGGAAGGCCCAGGAUCUGCACACGCGGGCCUUGCACCUGCCACCGCUGCCUACUACCCCUAUGAGCCUGCGCUGGGCCAGUACCCCUAUGACAGGUACGGGACCAUGGACAGCGGCACGCGGCGGAAGAACGCCACGCGCGAGACCACCAGCACGCUCAAGGCCUGGCUGCAGGAGCACCGCAAGAACCCAUACCCCACCAAGGGCGAGAAGAUCAUGCUGGCCAUCAUCACCAAGAUGACCCUCACGCAGGUCUCCACCUGGUUCGCCAACGCGCGCCGGCGCCUCAAGAAGGAGAACAAGAUGACGUGGCCGCCACGGAACAAGUGCCCUGAUGAGAAGCGGCCCUACGGGGAGGGCGAGGAGGAAGAGGGGGCUGAGGAGGAAGGCCGGGGGGAGCCUCUCGAGAGCACCAGGAAUGAAGAGUCAGUGGGCAAAGAGGAGAAGGAUCUGGAGCUCAGCGACUUGGAGGACUUCGACCCGCUUGAGGGGGAGCCCCCAGAGUGUGAGCUGAAGCCGCCCUUCCAGCCCCCAAACAGCAUCCGGGAGCGGGUGCGUGCCACACCUGAAGGCCCCAGCAUCCCGGGAAAGGAGGCCUCGGUCGCUCUCCGGAUGCCCCUCGCUGCUGGGGGUGGGGCUGCCUUGGACCAGGACCUGGAGAGGGCCCGGAGCUGCCUCCGGAACUCAGCGGGCAGGCCGGAGCAGCCGCCUGGCGCUGGGGGCGGCCCGCAGGCCUGUGAGGCCAAGCUGGGGUUUUCGCCGGCUGGGGCAACAUCAGGUCCUGAGGCCAAGCCUCGCAUCUGGUCCCUGGCACAGACGGCGACCGCAGCCGCCGCCUCCACCCUAAACCAGACUGAGUUUCCGUCAUGCAUGCUCAGGCGCCAAGGCCCCUCCGCACCUGCAGCCGCCUCCUUGGCGCCUGCCUUGUCCUCGCCUGUGGCCCCAGCCACCGGCGGUGUCCCUGACAGACACCAGGACUCCCCGGUAACCAGUCUCAGAAACUGGGUGGACGGGGUCUUUCACGACCCCAUCCUCAGACAUAGCACUUUGAACCAGGCCUGGGCCACCGCCAAGGGCGCCCUCCUGGACCCAGGGCCGCUGGGGCGCUCACUGGGGGCGGGCGCCAACGUGCUGGCAAGCACCUUCCCGCCUGUGCCCCAUGACACGCCAGCCAUUGAUGGCACUGCCAGCGGUAAGCCCUUCUGCGCCUAAGUUGGGCAGGCCCCUGAGCCGAGGAGGGAGCUGUCACUCAGGCUGCAGGCUGUCCCAUCACAGACUCGCUUUCUACCGAGUUUCCAAAGCAAAGGAAGAGCUCGGCGAAGCUCAGGCAGCCAGCCCACCAUAGAGGGAGGAUCUAAACUCAGUCUCCUGGCCAGUGGACAAGUCCCUAGGGCCGUCCCACCAGGCCUGCGGGCCGCACCCGGACAGGAUCCCAUCUGGGGUCAUUCCCAAACUGGGGGACUCGGUGGUUAGGGCUGCUCUCAGAGCAGGAGGGAGCCGCCAUAAGCAUAAAGUUUACGUCCAAAAGUUUACAUGGAGAAGACACUUCCGUUCUGAGCUGCUUCUGCUGCGUCCUCUGGGUUUGAGGCGUGCUGGUGUCCCUGUGAAGACUCCUCCACCUGCCGGCCUUCUGAUGCCAUCCUCAGCACAUGAUUUUCACCAACAGCACUUCCACCGAGUUUACACUAUUGCACACUAUUAAGGCGGUAAAGUUAUGUUUUUUUACAUGUAUGUUCACACCAGUAAUUGCCUGCUUCAGAGGCUAGUAUAACAAAACCAAUAAAACAGAAUGAUGGUGUUUGCAUUGCCAAAUGAACACGUCAGCCUUACAGGUCUGAGAACUUGCAAGAAAGUGCACAUCUCAAGGGAAGGGUGGGAUGGG